Messenger RNA from Mercurialis annua (annual mercury), 1849 nucleotides. RefSeq names its product DNA repair protein recA homolog 3, mitochondrial. The record is from RefSeq and is a predicted model, not a curated record. The transcript is spliced from 8 exons. Gene Ontology annotation, molecular function: ATP hydrolysis activity; single-stranded DNA binding; ATP-dependent DNA damage sensor activity. Gene Ontology annotation, biological process: DNA repair. Lineage: Eukaryota; Viridiplantae; Streptophyta; Magnoliopsida; Malpighiales; Euphorbiaceae. Bases 154 to 1422 code for a protein of 422 amino acids.
AAUAACAAAAACUAAAGGGAGACAACGCAGAAAAGGAGGGAAAACUAAAUACAGAGGAGAACCCCAUAAAACUCUUAAACCCUAACAAAACUACACAGAGCAGAGUCUCUCUCCCUUCCCUGCCUUCUCUGUCUUCCUAAAAAACGCCUUUCUAUGGCCAGGCUUCUCCGAAACGUUUCUCUACUGAAACGCACUCUUCUCGCACCUGAGGAAUUGAGGAGAGGAAUAUUGGGGACAUCUUCACAGCUUUGCAAUUUCGCUACUAAAGUUAGAAGGAGAAAAGCCAAGUCCGAGGGAAGUGAGUCCAGUGAAGACAGCAAUAUGUCCAAGAAAGAGGUGGCUUUACAACAUGCUUUGGAUCAGAUUACUAGUACAUAUGGAAAGGGAGCUAUCAUGUGGUUUGGCAAGUCUAUUGCUCCCAAGGAUGUGCCUGUUGUGUCGACAGGUUCUUUUUCUCUUGAUAUAGCUCUUGGAACUGGUGGGCUUCCAAAGGGGCGCGUCGUGGAGAUUUAUGGUCCAGAGGCUUCUGGGAAAACCACUCUUGCUCUACAUGUAAUUGCUGAAGCACAGAAGAAAGGAGGCAUAUGUGUUUUUAUCGAUGCUGAGCAUGCUCUUGAUUCAUCACUGGCCCAACAUAUUGGUGUGAACACUGAACAAUUGCUUCUUUCACAACCUGAUUGUGGUGAGCAAGCUCUCAGUCUGGUGGACACUCUUAUCCGAAGUGGUUCCGUGGAUGUUGUGGUAGUUGAUAGUGUAGCUGCCCUUGUGCCUAAAAGUGAGCUUGAUGGUGAGAUGGGUGAUGCUCACAUGGCAAUGCAAGCUAGAUUGAUGAGCCAGGCCCUCCGUAAAUUAAGCCACUCUUUAUCUCAGUCAGAAACAAUUUUGCUCUUUAUAAAUCAAGUGAGGGCAAAACUCUCUACUUUUGGAGGAUUUGGUGGACCUCAGGAAGUAACAUGCGGUGGUAAUGCUCUAAAGUUCUAUGCUUCAGUCCGCCUAAACAUAAGAAGGGUGGGACUUAUAAAGAAAGGAGAAGAGACUACAGGAAGUCAAGUUCAAGUGAAGAUAGUAAAGAAUAAGCUCGCUCCUCCAUUUAGAACUGUGCAUUUUGAGCUUGAGUUUGGAAAAGGCAUAUGCCGGCAGUCAGAGAUCAUAGACUUGGGAGUGAAACACAAAUUCCUUAGCAAGGCUGGUGCUUUUUUCUAUUACAAAGAGCAGUCAUUCCGUGGUAAGGAAGCCCUUAGAAAGUUUCUAGCUGAAAAUGAUGCUGAACAGGAAGAACUUAUGAUGAAAUUAAGGGAGAAGCUUCUUGGUGCUGAUACGGGUGAGCCAGAGGAAGUGGAGGCUACUGAUGAAGCACCUAUAGAAGAAACUGGUUCACCUGAUUCCACCGACGAAGAAGCAGUUACUGCAGUAGAGGCAUAGUAUGAAAAUACAUUAUACUCUAUUUUGGGGUCAACCUGCCAGAUUCCAUGGUGUAGUCCAAUUUUCUAUAAAAUCGACAGUUUCCACUUUCUGCUGAUUUAUAGCACAUGGAACUUCAGCAAGCACAAAUUAAUGGAAAGAUCAGAAAGGCCAUUGUUGUAGUCACUACUGACCAACUCUCUUCUAUACAUAAUUGACGGAAGGAUAAGAAAGGCCAUGGUGUGGUCCGGUUCUCUUUGUAAGUUAAGUAUGUUGAUUGAUCGUGUAUAUUGCUGGGUAGAACAGAUGAAGUUUUGUGAGUUCAGAAGGAGCAGCCUUUACAAUUCUGGCGAGAGUUUUAUCAGUUCUCUUUCGAUGUUCAAAUCCAUUGCUUUUUUGAAUGAGACCAACUCUUUAUUAAUGGAAAUGCCAGAAAAUAUUUAUGCAA